AAUCUCUCACCCUCCGGCUGCUCCAAACCAUCAUCUUCCACAACGCCAGCUCCACGGACAUGGAGUUGACGGCCCUGCUGGGCGACCUGGAGACCCACUCCCUGGACUGCAGCACCUGCGAGAUCCGCUUCCUGCAGCCCUGGGCCCAGCUGGGCCUGACCCCAACGGAGUGGCAGGACCAGGAGACGGUGAUCCAUCACGACCUGUCUAACUUCAUCCAUCUGGUGAACGAACUGUUUAAGGAUGAAGGAGAGGGCUACCCCUUUGUUACCCAGGUCUCCACUGGCUGCGAGCUCCUCCCCAACGGCACCUCGAGGGGAUUCUAUGAUGGCGGGAUGAACGGCGAGGACUUCGUCAGCUUUGACGCGGAUGCAGGCAAAUGGGUUGCUCGGCGGGGGGAUAAGCUGGCGCUUCACAUCCAGGAUAUUCUUAACUACAACUGGCCUGCGGCCAACAAACUUCAGUUUCUCCUGAAAACAACUUGUGUCAAUAAGACUAAGAGCUUUGUCCACUACGGGAAAGAGUCACUGGCGAGGCAAG
Messenger RNA from Terrapene triunguis (Three-toed box turtle), 540 nucleotides. Its product is annotated as antigen-presenting glycoprotein CD1d-like. The record is from RefSeq and is a predicted model, not a curated record. The annotation marks the transcript as partial. NCBI's taxonomy places the organism in Eukaryota, Metazoa, Chordata, Testudines, Emydidae. The transcript has 2 exons. Gene Ontology annotation, molecular function: signaling receptor activity. Gene Ontology annotation, biological process: negative regulation of coagulation.